GAUCRCACCAGAAAAGCUGGGAAUUUUUUGGUUGGGCAACUGCAUCCACUGAUUACAGUUGAUGAAUCUACUCAUCCGUCAAUAGGGAGGGAUUGAGAAGUAACGUCGGAAGAACGGUGAAACAAUGGAAGAUCCCAACUGCCGCCAACAAGGAGAAUUAGUAGAGGAAUCGGAAGAAGAAGGGCCCACGUCGAUGUAUUUGGAUGAUGGAAAGCCGACGUCACCCUUUUUAGGGGACAUAGACGAACGCGGGAACAGCAAGGAUGAUGACGAUAAUAUGAUGCUUGAUGGAUUUUUAUGCGAUGAUCACAAGAAAGAUCAARACGAUCUUGAUCUGGAUGCAUUGUUGGGAGAUGAUUGUAGUGAAGCUGAURAUGAUAACUGUGGCGACAACGUUGAURUCAAUCGUGACGAAAAUAACGAAGAAGCGGACAAUGCUGAUAAAUCAGAUGGUGAUGAAAGCAAGACGAAUGARAACCAUGGCGAUAAGGAGAUACUACGUAUUACAGUACAGUCGGAUGGCCAUCGUGAAAUUAGUGGUUCUGUCAAUGCCACGGCUACCGUUGACACCGAUACCGAUCAAUCUCAGAAAGAAGAACAUAAUGCAAUCGUUGAAYUGCCAAAAACCAAAUUUGAAACUGCAGCUGUUUCUAAAGAAGAUGCUAGUGACAAGUACUCUCGCCAACCAGAGCAAAAUCAAACCAAACCAUCGAAUGCUAUAAUUGAAGGUGAAUCCAUUACURAAGACGUYAUUGAUGCCAAUCAAUCUCGGGAACGAACGCAAAAUAAUAUUGUAGAAACUCCGGAAGCCACAUCAGAUGAAUCAUCGCCAUCUCCUCCAGUUGUKGAAUUCGAGGAAGAUGAUGAUCUGGAUUUAGAUGCGCUGCUAGAUAGUGAUCACGAGGCUGACGAUGCCGAUAAAGUCGCUGGUAGCAAYUGCAAAGAUGCUAAUAUUAUUGAAGAAAAGAAUGUUAUCAAAUCUCAAUCUCGGGAAGAAGGACGAAAUAAUACUUUAGGGACGCCAAGGAUUGAAUCCGAGGAAACGACUAUGCCUUCGGUUUUGAAAGAAGAGAAAGACGAUCUUGAUGAUCUGGAUUUAGAUGCAUUAUUGGAUGAUGAUCACGAAAAAGARCUUGAUGAUAAAACCAURGCGAACGAUGGGAAUGAGAUCAUUGAUGGAGAMAAAGGAGCRUCUAGUUYAGUCGUUUCAGUAGAUAAUURUGAUGACUCUUUUCCGAAUGACRAAGAUAAAAAGGACAGUGGYAAAAUUCAUUCUAGACGUAACGAAAAAGAGCUACCAAAUGMCAUUGCCUCCGUCUCUACAGAAGAUGAGAUCGCACUCGAGUUAGAUAUGCUUCUCGAUGGAGAAGAUAAUCACAUCGACUCGAAAGAACAAGAAAAGGCUGAAAUCAAUACCGAAAAAAAUUCCGAUCAGAAUCUUGCCAUUCCUGUUACYACAGAGGACAAGGUAGCCCUCGAGCUCGACGCGCUAUUAGAUGGAGAACACGAUGAAGUCGAACCAAGUUUCCAAGUGAUAGAGGAAGAUUCUACAAUCCAAAUGUCGUCAAAUUUAACCCAAAAGGCCGCUACGACUACCGRAAAAAUUGGGAACGACAUUCGGAGAACUUUGUUUCAAUCGCCCAAUAAGGUCUCCGAAGCUGCGACCCUGAAAAGGCAGGAAAAGAUUGUGAGGGAACCUGAGAGACGUGCAACCAAGAAACAAUCCAUGGGAGAAAUACUAAAUCGCAAUUCCUCUUCGAUCACSGCUUCAUUAUCACAGUCUAAGAAAAAGAUUGUGUCGACCAGGGAUAAGGUGAGAGACUACUCUCGCGAUCUGACCAAGAGGGCGUCGGAUCGAAUGAAAAAAGAUUCCUCAUCUAUGGUGACAGGGAUCGACCAAAAGUUUGAUUUGUCAUCACCCAGAUCCUUUAUGUUGUCGACACUCAGUUCUGCGAGAAGGUUUGGGGGACAGGUUGCUGAGGAGGURAAACAAAAGAAACCAAAAUCAUUAUGGGGAGAUAAUGAGAACAUGAAGGGCUUUCGAAACUAUAUGAGAUCUACUAUUACCUUUUCAAACAAGGUAUCGGAGACUCAAAAUCUCGAACAGCAGAAAGCGGAGCUAAAACAGGUGAGAGCACAGAAAAUUGUGAUGAAUCGAGUACCCUGGAAAAACAAGGAAAGACCUACUCGAAUAACAACUAKCAGUCACGAUGACGCCAACAGAAUGGUGUCUCCAUUACCUACUCCAUCUUGCCAACGUACUUCACCCGUUUUUUCGGGAACCAUUUCUUCUAUUACGAAGGUUGCAGCUGCAAAACUCCUCCGAAAACAAAAAGCAGAAGAAAGGGAAGCAGAGAUCAAAAAAUGCGUCGUUGAUCUUAGUCCAAGGGGAGAAAGCAUAGAAACGGUUUCACGAUUCAUGAAUCCCAACGUCGAUGCCAAUAGGUUGCACACUCCCUGGCGUAGUCAAGUGCGCAGCCCACGCAGUGUCGCUUCCAAAACAUCAAGCAGAAUGAGUGCAGGUGUUCGAUACKCCUCCGCCUCCCCUGCAAUAUCUUUUUCUGAUAAAUCAAUUGGAUCAGUGAGUUCUCAAUGCACUGUCGAAUCAUUCGUUAGUCCACGGAGGGAGGGGAUYCGUGGAUGUCAAAAUMAAUUUGAUCCAUUUCUUCAUGAAGCAAGGGGUCCAUGCGAACUUUGCGUAUUUCGUCUACCACAGAAGGAAAGGGAGAAAUUGGAUGCACGGGGAAGGCAUUUGCUAGUUCAGUUCACAACAGGAGGAUGUCGAGAUUGUGCUGCGUUCCCAAAAUCUGUGGAUGAGCCUCAUGUCAGGUUGUGCAACAAGUGCCACUCUGUCUCUCAUCGAGUAGUAGAUACCAGGCRCCGCAAAGUGGGGAAUGGUACACACAUAGGGUACUCCUUCGCAAAGGUAUCWGAGGGGUACAGUUCAAUUAUGCAGCAUCAGUUUGAUCAGUAGUGUCUACAAUGAUAUUAAAGGGGUUCAAGUUAGUUGUAUAUGUGUAGUUGUGAAGAAAUUGAUGGCAUAAAUUUUUCUYCUUUAU
Molecule: messenger RNA, 3059 nt
Organism: Pseudo-nitzschia multistriata
Lineage: Eukaryota; Bacillariophyta; Bacillariophyceae; Bacillariales; Bacillariaceae
Source: the annotation of a GenBank genome assembly